Molecule: messenger RNA, 2421 nt
Organism: Scomber japonicus (chub mackerel)
Lineage: Eukaryota; Metazoa; Chordata; Actinopteri; Scombriformes; Scombridae
Gene: cdh22
Product: cadherin-22
Exons: 12
Coding region: 1-2421 (806 amino acids)
Biological process (GO): multicellular organism development; cell-cell junction assembly; cell morphogenesis
Cellular component (GO): catenin complex; adherens junction; plasma membrane
Molecular function (GO): calcium ion binding; cadherin binding
Source: RefSeq, a predicted model, not a curated record
AUGGCUCCAUUUUGGACAUCAGGAGCUUGGACACUGUUGGCAGCACUGGGCCUUCUUAACUGCUGUCAUUUUGGCUGGUGUGAAGCCUCAAGGACUAGUGGUUUGACCUCAGAAGCCAAUACAGAAGACCAAGGACCUUCAUCGCUUGAACGAGUUAAGAGAGGAUGGGUUUGGAACCAGUUCUUUGUGGUGGAGGAGUACACAGGCACAGAGCCGCUAUACGUCGGAAAGAUUCAUACAGACUCAGACGAAGGUGAGGGCAACAUCAAGUACACUAUCUCUGGAGAAGGAGCAGGCACCAUCUUCAUCAUCGAUGAGCUUACAGGAGACAUCCAUGCCACAGAGAGACUGGACCGUGAAGAGAAGGCUUUUUACACAUUGGGGGCCCAGGCCCGGGACCGACUCUCCAAUGUCCCUCUGGAACCAGAGUCAGAGUUUGUCAUCAAGGUCCAGGACAUCAACGACAGUGAGCCCAAAUUCUUGGAGGGUCCCUAUAUCGGCAGUGUGGCGGAAUUGUCUCCCAUAGGAACGUCCGUUAUGAAGGUUACUGCAUCUGAUGCUGACGACCCUACAUACGGUAGCAGUGCCAGAGUGGUGUACAGCGUUCUGGAAGGAGAAAAGUUUUUCACCGUAGACAAAAACACAGGAAUCAUCAUGACAGCAGUGGCAGAUUUGGACCGUGAGACACAGGAUCGUUAUGAGUUGGUCGUCAAGGCAACAGACAUGGCAGGACAAAUGGGUGGUCUCUCCGGCUCCACGACGGUGACCAUAGUGAUCACAGACGUUAAUGACAACCCACCACGCUUCCCGCAGAAGAUGUACCAGUUUUCAGUGUCAGAGGGGGCGGCUGUCGGGACACCGGUUGGAAGUGUCAUUGCCACAGAUGAAGACAUGGGGGAGAACACAGAUAUGAGCUACCUGAUCAAAGAGGGAGGGGACCUCUUCAAGGUCACUACAGAUGCAAAUACACAAGAAGCUGUUGUCUCCAUCAAAAAGCCGCUGGACUUUGAGAGCAAGCGCACACACAAUGUGGUGGUAGAGGCUGUUAACAAGCAUGUAGACCCUCGCUUCGUGGACCUGGGCUCCUUCCGUGACCAGACCAUUGUCCGAGUCAGCGUGUCGGACAUUGAUGAGCCACCACUCUUUCAACCAGUUGAAGGCACUAUAAUGGAAGUACAGGAGGAUGCCAAAGUAGGAGCACUGGUUGGCAUUGUCACUGCCAGGGAUCCAGAUGUGAAGAACAAACCUGUCAGGUUCUCCAUUGAUCCGACCACAGAUCAGGAGAUGAUCUUCCAUAUUGAUCCUGAUUCAGGUGCCAUCACACUCGGCAAGAUUUUGGACCGAGAAACCGCUGGCUGGCACAAUAUCACUGUGAAGGCAGUCGAAGCAGAUAACCACACUAUGGCAUCCCACUCAGCAGUGAGUAUUCGGAUUCUGGAUGUAAAUGACAAUCCUCCUGAACUGGCCACACCAUAUGAAGCCUCUAUAUGUGAAGAUGCCAAGCCAGGCCAGCUAAUUCACACCAUCAGUGUGGUGGAUAGAGACGAGCCACAAUCUGGACAUCACUUCUACUUCACCCUGGCCCCCGACGCCUCCAGCAAUCGACACUUUACCCUGUGGGAUGUCAAAGACACCACUGCUGGCAUCCGGACCCAGCGGUCAGGCUUUAACCGCCAUGAACAGAAUGUGUACUUCCUACCAAUCCUGGUAGUUGACAGCGGGCCUCCCUCCCUCAGCUCCACAGGGACCUUGACCAUUCAUGUUUGCGGCUGCGACACAGAGGGAGCCAUCCAGUCCUGCAAUGCCACAGCCUAUGUAAUGAGCGCUGCUCUCAGCCCCGGAGCACUUAUAGCACUACUGGUCUGCAUGCUCAUCCUCAUAGUCCUUGUUUUGCUGAUCCUGACCCUCAAACGCCACAGGAAGGGCCAGAGGAUGACAGAGGACGAGGAGGACAUGAGGGAUAACGUCAUCAAGUACAAUGACGAGGGUGGAGGGGAGCAGGACACUCAGGCUUAUGACAUGAGUGCCUUGAGGAACCUCUAUGACUUCCCCGAGGCCAAGAGCUGUGACUCUGGCCCGGACAUCCGCUCACUCCCGCAAUGGAUACAAGCUAAUCGGGUAGGUGGUGGAGGAGAGGGAGCUGGAGCUGGAGCAGCAGCUGCAGCAGACUUCUCCCUAUUCAAAGGCUACAUCCGAAAGAAGGUGGAACAGGCUGAUGCUGAUCUAUCGGUGCCACCGUAUGACUCGUUCCAGACGUAUGCCUUUGAGGGCACCAGUUCACCAGCUCUAUCACUCAGCUCAAUCCACACGCUGUCCACCACCUCCGAACAGGAUUUCUCCUACCUCAGCGACUGGGGACCACGUUUCAGGCAACUGGCGGGCUACUAUGCUCCAGGAAAUCCUGAGGAGGAAGGGUCCUAG